Arabis nemorensis is the source of this 663-nucleotide messenger RNA. The record is from the annotation of a GenBank genome assembly. Lineage: Eukaryota; Viridiplantae; Streptophyta; Magnoliopsida; Brassicales; Brassicaceae.
AUGCUUGAGUAUAUGUUAGUAAUGAUGAUGGUCCUUUUAGCCGGAAGCUCUGACGGUCUGGAGGUCGGGUUUUACCACCGAAGCUGCCCGUCGGCAGAAGGUAUAAUUCUCCGCGUUGUGAAAGAAGAGGUGGCCAAAAACCGUGGCACUGCAGCGGUUCUACUCCGGCUACAAUUCCAUGAUUGCUUUGUGGAGGGCUGUGAUGGAUCGAUCCUUCUCAAGCAGGAAGACGACGAGAGUUUUGCAGCGGGGAAUGCUGGCGUUGGAGGAUUCGACACUAUCGACAAGGCCAAAGCAGCCGUUGAGCAGGCAUGUCCCGGCAUUGUCUCCUGUGCGGAUAUAAUCGCCCUCGCGGCCAGAGACGCCGUUGUUCUGUGUCCCCAGGGAGGAGAUGUUGGCGUGAAGAUCCCGUUGGAUUGGGAUGGGGAGUUUCUCUUCGACGACAUCCGAUCCGGUAGAGGUGUAUUAUCCUCAGACGCUGUCCUCUACAGGGAUCGCACGACCAAGAAGAUAAUCGACUCCUACUCGAGUUUAAACACCACCACGAUGCCUGAUUUUGCAACAGAUUUUGCCGAGGCGAUGGUUAAAAUGGGCAAAAUCGGGCUCAAAUCAGGAAGUACGGAUGGAGAGAUUAGGAGGCUUUGUAACGCGACCAAUAAUUAA